AUGGGUGCGACUAUUUCCACUUGCUUGGGAGCUCUGCCUCCUGCUGUGGAGCUCUUCCCUCCAUCCCCAACUGUCUACACCUCUGUUAUAUGCUGCUUCCAAUACUUUCCCCUGGUGACGGCAAUUCAAUGGAUUCUGUCCUGGCACCCAGCAGGCAAAACCUCCUCGGAGUCCAUCUUCAACAUCCCAGGACGUAUCGCCUGGUCUGCCAUGGAGAUUGUCGGCCCUAUCAACUUGAUCUAUAGCAUGGUCACUCCAUCGCCAUAUGCACCCUCUUUCACUGAUCUCCCUGUUUCCAACAUCCUCAUCGUAACUCUGUACUGCACACACUAUUUCAACCGCGCUAUCAUCUCCCCUUUCUUCUCCGCGCCUAGUAUGUCCCCAAUCCACGCCAGCAUCAUGGUCUUCGCCAUGGUCUUCAAUUGGUUCAACUCCGCCUGUCUGGCCGGCUGGUUGCGCGGAUAUACAGUGCCGAUUAUCCCAAGCUUCACGGCUAGCAGCGGAAGUCCCCGCUCCGCGGUGGUAGAUCUCCUCCCCACCGCGGGCGUAAUCUUAUUUGCUAUCGGAAUGGCCGGCAACAUCUACUCAGAGACAGCCCUGUUCCGACUUCGGCGCGAAGAGGCCGAAAAGCGCGCUGCCAAAAAGGCAGAUGACCAACCUCGGGCGGGGGGAAACAUGUUCCACAAGGUCUACGUCAUCCCACCCUCUCGUGGUGUCUUCCGAUACAUUUUGUAUCCGCACUACGUGUUCGAGUGGCUCGAAUGGAUUGGCUUUGCUCUGGCUGGUACGGCAGUUGUCCCCUUCUCCGCCCUGCCGGCCUCUGUCUCGGCGACUUCGGCCAUCACUCCCCCGCUGGUUCUAGCGCCGUGGUUGGUGCCUGCUGCGUGGGCGGCUAAUAAGCUCGCUGUGCCGCUGCCUUUGCCGGCUGUGGUGUUUGUUGUCAAUGCGGUCACGAAUAUGUUGCCCCAUGCGCGCUGGGGACGAAAGUGGUAUGUUGAGAAGUUUGGGGAGAACGGUGUUGCUGGGAGGGGCGCUGUAGUCCCUGGGUGUGCGUGGAUGUGA
Molecule: messenger RNA, 1062 nt
Organism: Penicillium roqueforti
Lineage: Eukaryota; Fungi; Ascomycota; Eurotiomycetes; Eurotiales; Aspergillaceae
Product: 3-oxo-5-alpha-steroid 4-dehydrogenase family protein
Exons: 2
Coding region: 1-1062 (353 amino acids)
Biological process (GO): lipid metabolic process
Molecular function (GO): oxidoreductase activity, acting on the CH-CH group of donors
Source: RefSeq, a predicted model, not a curated record